Blastocystis hominis is the source of this 1905-nucleotide messenger RNA. RefSeq lists its product as hypothetical. The transcript is spliced from 3 exons. Gene Ontology annotation, biological process: vesicle-mediated transport; autophagy; endosomal vesicle fusion. Gene Ontology annotation, cellular component: cytoplasm; membrane. Lineage: Eukaryota; Bigyra; Opalinata; Blastocystidae. The record is from RefSeq and is a predicted model, not a curated record. Bases 1 to 1905 code for a protein of 634 amino acids.
AUGACGCUCCUCGACGCAGAGCUCCGGAACGACGAGCUCGGCGUCGUCAUCGCCGUCCUCGCCGACGGAACCGUCUGCGCCAUCGAUCUCCGCGACGCCGACGCCGCCAUCAGCCGCUUCAGCCAGGCGGGCGACGUGGCCACCGCCUUCGACCUCCUGCACCGCAACGAGGCCGCGGGGAACACCGCGAUGGACAAGCGGCAGAUGCACAGACAGGCCUGUCUCACCUUCUUCGCCCAUCUCGACUUCGCUCAGGCCUUUCACCACGCCUGGGAGGCGCGCAUCGCUCCCACCCAGCUGCUCCCGCUCUUCCCGGAGCUUCUGCUCCGCCCCCUCCCCGACAGCACCGUGUUAACCGCGGAUCUGCUCGGACGAAACGUCCACUCCGUGCUCGAGUUCGUCCUGGCCACGCGGAAACAGCAUUCCAGCGACCCCUCCGCCAUCCGCCCCGACUCCGAACUCGUCAAAACCGCGGUGAACCAGGCCGAGAGCGAGCUCCUCGAGUUCUUAUGGAAGUUCCACGCCGAGAACCAAGGGGAGAACCGCGGGGAAGACAAAGGGGAGGACCAGGCGGAGAACCAGGCGGAGAACCGCGGGGAAAGCCGCGUGGUGGAUGUGGCGCUGUUCCGGCUGCUGCUGAACCGCGGGGAUCCGCGUCUGUCUGGCUUUAUCGCGGGGCAAACGAGCUGCGAAGAGGAAGAUGUGCGGGAAUCGCUGGUUUCCCGCGGGUUGUACAACGCGCUGGCGUCGUUCUACGUGCAGAAGAAACGCCCGCGCGACGCGCUGCAGCUUUGGCGGGAGCUGGGAGAGGGCGCGCUGCGCGAAGAAGGCGUGGACGGCGUGAGUUUGACAUGUCAAUUCCUGCGGAACCGCACGGAGACGGACACGCUGGAGCUGAUGCGAGCGUUUCUCCCGUGGGUAAUGGACCGCAACCCCGACGAGGGCUACAAAGUGGUGAUCUUUGGAGAGGUGUCGACGGUGCCGAUCGCAGGGUUCGUGCUGAGCGAGCUGGAGCGCGUGGGCGCGUCGAACUACCGGUCGUCGUACAUCCAGUACUUGGUGGUGAUGAAUCACGUGGACGAUCCCGCGCUCACCACCGAGUUCAUUCUGGAACGGAUCCAUCUGCUGCUUCGGCAGGUGCAGGAGCACGAGCUCGACAUGGCCGUCGCGCGAGUGGCCGACACGCCGUCGUUGGUGCGGGAUCAACGCGGGCAAAUUCUGUCCUUCCUCGAGAACAACCAGUCCUACGACGCCUCGCAAGUUCUCGCCGAAAUCGACGCCUCCGCGCUCUUCUUCGAGAAGGUCGUCGUGCUCGGCCGCCUCGGCCGCUAUGAAGAGAGUCUACGCAUCGUGGUCUAUGAGCUGAAGUCGAUCUCGUACGCGUGCAGCUGCUGCGCGAAGUUCCCUGCGAGCUCGUGGUAUCUUUUGCUCCGGAUUUUGUUCGCCGAGCAGGACGAGGAGUGCGCCAUGGAGCGGGAAGUGACGCGUAGACGCAGGGAUUCCUUCCGAGAGGCAGCGUUGCGCGUGUUGGAGGAACACGCCUAUGAAAUCGACCCGAUCGAGGUGCUCAAGAUCAUCCCCGAGGACCUCACGCUGCAGCAACUGCUCCAGUAUUACCAAAGCGUUGUGCCUCACUCGACGAAUGUAAUGCGAGAGGCGAGGAUCCAGCGCGGAAUGGAACAGGUGCGAACGAACCAGCUGCGUCGGGAAUUGAAUUCGAUUAAGAAUUCGUAUGUGAUAGUAAACGGAGGCGAGACCUGCGCUGUCUGUGGAGAGGAGUUCAGACAGGAUGACUGUAUGGUGAUAGAUGGCGAGGAUAAGAAAGUGCACGAGCGCUGCUGCUGCAAGGAGAAGGAGAUUGAAGUGUUGAAUGACUUGUUUUUGCGUGUUUAUUUACAGAAAUAA